CCUUCCCAUGGUUGCAGCCUUCCCUGGCCAGGGGGAGCCUGGAGACACCCCCCAGGGGUUUCACUUCCAACACCCCAGGUUUGGGUGCUGCCAGCGCCUGCAGCCUGUGGGCUUUCCCUGACAGCCUUCAUCCGCCUGGGGCUGGUGGGUGUUCCUGCAGCCCCUCCAGGUGACCACAGCAGGGCUGGGGAGCUGUGGUGCCAUGAGGGCUGGGGUGGGCCAGGCAUGGGAAGGAUGGGUGACACUUGGGGACAGCUUGCCUGGCCAUUGAGCAACAUCCCCACCGCCCUUUGCAGGAAGAGAGGACGGCUGUGCUGGCCGGUUCCCCAGCACAGUGGGCGCCGGAGGAGGGGGGAAGCGAAGUGGGGGCGGUGCAAGCCAGCAGGAAGGCGCUGGCUCUGUGAUCGCUGACUCCAGCACGAUAGCCCCAGCCUGCCGGACCCUGCUCGGGGCCACGUGGAGGGAUGGGCGCCCACCUGCUGCUCGCCGCUGCCCUGCUGCUGCUGUGGACCCCAGCGGCAGAGGCCCUGAUGGAGCCGGAGCUUUGCUACAUCCUGGACGCCAUCCUCUUCCUCUAUGGCAUCGUCCUCACCGUCCUUUAUUGCCGCCUCAAGUUCCUGGCUCAUCGAGCGUCACGGCAGGGAGCCAUCAAGGAGCAGAAGGAAGAAGCCAUCUACACCGGGCUCAGCGGUGAGGGCCAGGAGAUGUACGAAACGCUCCAGAUCAAACACUCCUGACCCUGUCCUGCUGCCGUGCCGCAGCUGCCCCUUGUCCUCCUGUCCGUCCCCAGCAGCUGGGGACCCCACAUGGCCCCCCUCCUGGGACUGUGAUGGAGAACUGGAGCUUUUCCCUCCUGGAAGUGGCUGGUUUUGGUGCCAAACUGCCUUCGGCCAGGCACAGGCGCAGCCUGAAUGCCACCAUAGUGCUGGGACCCCCUGAGCCUGGGGGGGCUGAAGCUGCCUGGGCUGCGUGGUGCUGCCCCCCGCUUCUGCUGCCAUCCACCCCACAGUAAAGGAGCACCAUGCACAAA
Molecule: messenger RNA, 1030 nt
Organism: Harpia harpyja (harpy eagle)
Lineage: Eukaryota; Metazoa; Chordata; Aves; Accipitriformes; Accipitridae
Gene: FCER1G
Product: Fc epsilon receptor Ig
Exons: 5
Coding region: 465-737 (90 amino acids)
Biological process (GO): cell surface receptor signaling pathway
Cellular component (GO): Fc-epsilon receptor I complex
Molecular function (GO): IgE receptor activity
Source: RefSeq, a predicted model, not a curated record